GCUGGUUAGCCGGGCUGCUACAGCGCGCUGGCGUAUCAUACUGAUGUGAUUGGCUGACAGGGUUCCUUCCUGUACAGGCGGAAGGAGAAGCGCCAACAGUUACCAUGAGACGAUUUAUUUUAAUUGCCGUGAGACGAUAGGACUCUUGACAGCUCAGAAGGAUUCUGCUCACAAGAUUGCCGACGGUGAAGUGAUUUGUGACAUAUGCUUACGUAUUGUAAGAGGAGAUGAAUCGCACAGGACCCGAGAUUCCCACAGUAUCUCUCAGAAUGUUCACCUUUGAAGAAACCCAGAACAGCAAGCAGGAGUCGCUGAGCGUGUCCAUACCCGAGGUCCUGGAUGCGCAGUACGGCAUGUACGUGUGGCCCAGUGCGGUGGUGUUGGCUCAGUACAUCUGGAGCAGAAGAGCCGACGUGAAGGACAAGACGGUGCUGGAGCUGGGCGCAGGUGUCAGUCUUCCGGGCGUGCUGGCAUCCCGCUGCGGCGCCAAGGUCAUCCUGUCCGACGCCGCCGAUUCACCGGCGUGUUUGGAGAACUGCAGACGCAGCUGCGAGGCCAACGGUCUGUGUGACGUGCUAACGCUGCCUCUCACCUGGGGGGAAAUCUCCCCCCGCCUGCUCCAGCUUCCACGCCUCCACCUCAUCUUGGCGUCCGACGUUUUCUACGAGCCACGAGAUUUUGAGGACAUCUUAGUCACUGUUGCUUUUCUUCUGCGAAAGAACCCCAAUGCUCAGUUUUGGAUGACUUACCAGGAACGAAGUGCAAUUAUAAUGGCCUUCAAGUCUCCAGGAUUUCCGCUAUUCGUGGUCCGGCCCUAUCCCCCUGCGAAUCGCGGGCGUCCACUGUUGUGCCCUCACAACGGCUGUGUUCAGAAUCAUUGAGCCAUUCCCUACUCCCUCAUCACUACAUGCGGAUUUUUAUUUUCCGGACUAUAUAAUCCGCUAUAUCAGAAUCCCUAUGUAGUGAUGAGGUAGUAGAGAAUGAGUGAAUGAUUCCAAACACAAUCACUGCUGAAUCCCUAUAUAAGGAUUUUUAGUGGACGUUUUAGUCAGCGAUGUAGUCCAAUGUAAUGCCAGGGUUACGGUUACUUUACCUCAUUCUAAUAUGACCACUUUUUCAGUGUUGCGUCAACAUGAUACAUGAUACCUUUUCUGAACAGCCCGAGAGGACAACUAAAUUACACACACUUUCGAAUACUACGGGGUAACACAAACAAACUAUAACGAUUACCGUCAUUUACUAUGUACAAAAGACUCUUGUUUGUUGAUGUUUUUUCACCAGGCAAAUGUUGUGGGUGCUAAAUUCGUCAGUUCUCCAUAGCUUCAAUUACGAGACUGUAGAGCGAGCGGUCGGAGAGCAAUAAGUUACGAAACCGAGAGUGAGGCAGUUAUUGAAGUUACAGAGCUAGCAGUGUUUCACAAAGUAGCGAAGAUAUUUACUUUCUGUGUGUGCGUGUGUGUUUAUGAGAAGUUUAUGCCACCAUUUUGUGUGUACAAUUAAGUUGGUGAAGUCUGUGUUGUACCAACCUGUUUUGUGCUAAAUUAGCAUGCAAUGCUACGUUCUGUGCUACAUUAACUUCGCGACUGCUACGAUUUAUGUCCGUAAGUAGGGCUCAUGUUGUGUUACUGUGUCCACCUUUAACUUGUAUCUGAUAACUUUUUUUUUUUUUGGAAAGAGUCUUUGUGUAGCCUUAAAACCAUUCAAAAAUAAACGUGUUACUAUUAUUAUGUUUCUGCUUAAUGGGCCCAAUGCAGCUGCUGAAUGUAAAAAAUAAUGUAACUUGUAAUCUAACUUGCUUUUGCAAUUUUGUUAUCAGUGAAGUAACUAUGUUGUUUUUUUUAAAGGGUAAUCAGAUAACUUUUUCAAGGUAACUGUGCCAACACUGAUCGUCCAUCAUAUAAAUAUCUAGCGAUGAGGGAGUAGGGAAUGAGUGAACGAUUGUGAACGCAGCCGCUGUAAUGCCAGAUGAAGUACAAAAGCAGAAAUGUGUUUGCGUGUCUUGUAGUGCUGAUUGGAGCAUUGAGUCGCUGCUGCACAAGUGGAAGCUGGUCUGCGUGGACGUUGACCUGGCAACCUUUAGCGCCAACAAAUCAGAGCUG
This is a messenger RNA of Phycodurus eques (leafy seadragon), 2099 nucleotides long. It is a transcript of the gene mettl23, whose product is annotated as methyltransferase 23, arginine. The transcript is spliced from 5 exons. The record is from RefSeq and is a predicted model, not a curated record. Lineage: Eukaryota; Metazoa; Chordata; Actinopteri; Syngnathiformes; Syngnathidae. The coding region runs from base 228 to 881 and encodes 217 amino acids. Gene Ontology annotation, cellular component: nucleus; cytoplasm.